UUAUUUUGCCAAAAAAACUCCCCUUUCGUCCCUCUGGCCAUUUACCCUACAAAACCUUCCCAGGCAUUCCUUCACUCUCAUACCAGCUGAAAUAACCCAUAGAAAGCUCGGAUCCCUGUGGACACCUUGGACGAAUAAAGUCUGCAAGAUGGCAACUAAAUGCACAGGCUGUGGACCUGGCUACAAAAGCCCUCUGGAUGCCAUGAAAGGUCCACGUGAGGAGAUUGUGUAUCUGCCCUGCAUUUAUCGCAACACCGACAUCCAGAAACCAGACUACCUUGCCACUGUCGAUGUGGACCCCAAGUCUCCCACUUAUUCUCAGGUCAUCCACAGGCUGCCCAUGCCCAACAUGAAUGACGAGCUACACCACUCUGGUUGGAACGCCUGCAGCAGCUGUUUUGGUGACUCAUCCAAGAAGCGCAACCGACUUAUCCUGCCCUCGCUCAUCUCCUCCCGGGUCUAUGUAGUGGACACUGGAACAGACCCCCGUGCACCACAGAUGCACAAGAUUGUGGAGCCCACAGAUAUCUUCUGGAAGACAGGCCUUGCCAACCCCCACACCACACAUUGCCUGGGCAGCGGACAGAUUAUGAUCAGCAGCAUGGGAGAUCCAUCUGGCAAUGGCAAGGGUGGCUUUAUCUUGCUGGAUGGUGCAACGUUUGAGGUAGUUGGUAACUGGGAGCUGCCUGGUGAGGCGGCACCCUUUGGUUAUGACUUCUGGUACCAGCCCCGACACAACGUCAUGAUGAGCACCGAAUGGGGAGCGCCCAAAGCCCUCGCCGACGGCUUCAACCUGGAACAUGUCAAAGAAGGUCACUAUGGAUCGAAGAUCCACGUGUGGGACUGGACCACUCACAAGCGGCUGCAGUCCCUGGACCUGGGGGAGGAGGGCGCCAUUCCUCUGGAGAUCCGCUUCCUCCAUGAUCCUGCCGCCACGGAGGGCUACGUCGGCUGUGCACUCCAAGGAACUGUCUUCCGUUUCUACAGGACACCGAAAGGAGACUGGGCUGCUGAGAAGGUUAUUCAGGUCCCCAGUAAGAAAGUGGAGGGAUGGGCUUUGCCAGUGAUGCCAAGUUUGAUCACAGAUAUUCUGAUCUCCCUGGAUGACCGCUUCCUAUACUUCAGUAACUGGCUGCACGGAGACAUACGACAGUAUGACAUCACAGACAGGAGGAACCCACGUCUGGCUGGCCAGCUCUUUUUGGGAGGGAGCAUCCUAAACGAUGGCCCUGUCAAAGUACUGGAGGACCCAGAGAAUCAGAGCCAACCACCCCCACGCACAAUCAAGGGGAAGAGGAUCCCAGGGAGCCCCCAGAUGUUGCAGCUCAGUCUGGAUGGAAAGAGACUGUACGUCACCACCUCUCUCUACAGUGGAUGGGACAAGCAGUUCUACCCGGAAAUGAUCAAGGAGGGUUCUGUGAUGAUGCAGAUUGACGUGGACACAGCCAAUGGUGGCCUCAAGGUGAACGAGAACUUCCUGGUCGACUUUGGGAAAGAGCCCGACGGCCCGGCCUUGGCCCACGAGCUACGAUACCCUGGGGGAGACUGCACCUCCGACAUCUGGCUGUAGAGUUACGCAGGAGGCCACAGUUCUCCCCUUCUCAUUCCCAACAUACUUUACAUAAACUUCAUGCAACUCAUAUUAGCUGGGAACAGGUGGGAAAGGAGGCAAACUCUCAUGGCCGAUAAUGCUGCCUAUUCAUUCCAUGCUGCUUUGCAUUAAAUGCAUUAUUGUGCCUUUUGUCAUUAUCUCAUAUAUGGACCAAAUGUCAUCUAUUGUUCUCUGUUCUCAAUGCCAAUGGUGAAACUGAGGUUUAAAAAAAGUUAACAUAUGGAAUUCAUAGACGAACAUCUGAUGGCGAUUUAUAGCCUACUUUUUUAAGAAUAUGAAGACAUUCAAAUGUGUCAACAUUCCUUAAUGGCCAGUGUGUGUGUGUGUGUGUGUGUGUGUGUGUGUGUGUGUGUGUGUGUGUGUGUGUGUGUGUGUGUGUGUGUGUUCAGCAGGGUUGAAUGAGUCGAGGUAUACCAAACCUUUUUUGAUAUACUAUUUCUGGACUAUUGUUUUACUCUUAAUGUAAUAGUAAAAUAGAUGUUUUAUUGUCACAUACACCAGAUAGGUGUAGUGAAACAUGUUGUUUUACAGGGUUAGCCAUAGUAGUACAGUGUCCCUGUAGUAAAUUAGGGUUAAGUGACAUGCUCAAAUGCGCAUCAACAGAUGUUUCACCUUAUCAGCUCAGGUAUUGGAACCAGCAACCUUUCAGUUACCAGCCCAACGCUCUAACCGCUAGGCUAACUACCGCUAACCACUAGGCUACCAAUUUUCCUACAUUAAUAAUGCUUUGCAUAAUUAUUAUGUAGUUCAUUUAAUUGAAAAUACUAAUUGCACUACAUUGAUGUUCAUUUGCAAGAUAUGGAUGGUUUUAAAUAAUACAUGUCAGCGUUUAAUAAAUAUACUGCAUAUUCA
Molecule: messenger RNA, 2464 nt
Organism: Coregonus clupeaformis (lake whitefish)
Lineage: Eukaryota; Metazoa; Chordata; Actinopteri; Salmoniformes; Salmonidae
Gene: selenbp1
Product: selenium binding protein 1
Exons: 12
Coding region: 149-1570 (473 amino acids)
Molecular function (GO): protein binding; selenium binding
Source: RefSeq, a predicted model, not a curated record